Molecule: messenger RNA, 806 nt
Organism: Cydia strobilella
Lineage: Eukaryota; Metazoa; Arthropoda; Insecta; Lepidoptera; Tortricidae
Exons: 2
Coding region: 1-447 (148 amino acids)
Biological process (GO): regulation of DNA-templated transcription
Cellular component (GO): nucleus
Source: RefSeq, a predicted model, not a curated record
AUGAGUACAAACGCAAGCACUUUAUUGUCAUCCAUAUACCCAUGCGUUAAAUGCCAAGUAUGUUACCAAGGCUACAAGCAACUUUUGGAGCACCUGUAUUGGCGGCAUGGUACGGAAAGCGUUUGGUGUAGCUGCGGUCUCAAGCGUUGGGUGUACGCCGAUCACCAAUGCAACGUGCUGCCUAUUGAUGAUGAUGAUAAUGAGUCAGUGUCGUCAGAAGACUCGCAGUAUUACUCGGAGCGCGAGACCGAGUACUGCUACUGCGGGAAAAAUAUCGCGUCGCCUAUGAUUGGGUGCGACGGGCCACAAUGCGCGUUGCAAUGGUACCAUUUCUCGUGUGUGGGUAUCACAAUCCCGCCACUUGGAGAUUGGCUUUGCCCGGAUUGCUGCAAGCAGAGAGUGAUACAGAAAUUAGACAAGGAUAAAAUACUGCAGACUUCAACUUGAAAUCAUCAUCCUCCUUUCGUUGUCCCGGCUUUUUGGCACGGCUCAUGGGAUCAGCUUGGCAAACUAAUGUUGGAAGAAAUACUACUGCGGUUAUGUACGAGUAUGUGUUGCUUAAGGAUCCUCGGCAAGCUCGGUUCUCCAUACAAACGUAGUUACGCUCUCAUUUUAAAACGACUAGCUAGAUAGCUCUGAAACUUUGUUCUUACAAUUGGAUAAGGUAUAUCUAUGUCUGUAAUUAGUUUAUGUAGCUUCAGAUACCAUAGUUAAAAAUAUACAGCGAAUUUAAGUUUUUCAUACAAAACUUGUUUUUGCUCCAUUUCGUUUGUUAUAUAAAUUGGAGCCAUGUAAACUAAUUUCCU